Molecule: messenger RNA, 2170 nt
Organism: Anolis sagrei ordinatus
Lineage: Eukaryota; Metazoa; Chordata; Lepidosauria; Squamata; Anolidae
Gene: ABCG8
Product: ATP binding cassette subfamily G member 8
Biological process (GO): transmembrane transport; cholesterol homeostasis; cholesterol efflux
Cellular component (GO): plasma membrane; signaling receptor complex
Molecular function (GO): ATP hydrolysis activity; cholesterol transfer activity; ATP binding
Source: RefSeq, a predicted model, not a curated record
AUGUUUCCAUUGGAACAUGUCUUGGGACAAAAGGAGGCUCAGAAGGCAAAGAGAAGUAUUCAAGACAGUAUUUUUUGCUCGGAAGACAACAGCCUGUAUUUUACAUAUAAUGGCAAAUCAAAUGUUCUAGAAGUUAGAGACCUCAGCUACCAGGUUAAUGUGGCCUCACAGAUUCCCUGGUAUGAAAAACUGGCACACCUGGAAAUGCCUUGGACACGUGCCACAGACAAGGAAUCCCACAUGGUAGCCAUACGAAACAUGAGCUUUAAAGUGAAAAGUGGGCAGAUGCUAGCCCUCAUAGAGAGCUCUGUUUGUGGAAAGGCAUCUUUGUUUGAUCUGAUAACAUGUAGGGACCAUGGAGGCAAAAUUACAUCUGGUGAAAUUUUAAUAAAUGGAAAACCCACCACUCGCCAACUGGUGAAGAAAUGUACUGCCCAUGUUCGGGAAGAUGACAGACUGCUCCCCAACCUGACAGUCAAGGAAACGUUAUUGUUUAUUGCAAAACUACGUCUCGCAAAGAUUUCAGAUUCAGAAAGGAAAAAAAGGGUUGAAGAUGUUAUAGCAGAACUGAGGUUACGGCAAUGUGCAAAUACGAGAGUAGGGAAUGAGUAUAUCCGUGGCGUUUCUGGGGGAGAAAGGAGGAGAGUAAGCAUCGGGGUCCAGUUGCUGUGGAAUCCUGGAAUUCUGAUAUUCAGUGACCCCACAUCUGGAUUGGACAGCUUUACUGCCCACAACCUAGUAAUAACACUGUCCAGAUUGGCCAGAGGAAACAGAUUAGUCCUUAUGUCAGUUCACCAGCCACGAUCUGAUAUCUUCCAGCUUUUUGAUUUGGUUCUCUUGAUGACAUCUGGCAUCACAGUCUAUUCUGGAGCAGCUCAGGAUAUGGUCCAAUAUUUCACACGAAUAGGAUAUCCCUGUCCAACAUACAGCAAUCCUGCAGAUUUCUAUGUUGAUUUGACAAGCAUUGACAGGCAUACUGAAGAAAGAGAGAUGGAAAGUAAGCAGAGAGUUAGCUUGCUUGCUGCCAUGUUCCAUGAAAACAUCAGACAUUUUGCCGAUCAUAUGUGGAGAAGAAGCCAACGGGAUAGCAUGACACCUGUUUCUGAAUCCAGCUCGCCACUCACUUUAGAAGAGACGGCAAUUAUGACCACCCAUUCAGAUGAUCACUUGCCAGGAUGGUUACAACAGUUCACUAUUUUACUAAGUCGCCAGAUCUCCAAUGACUUCCGAGACCUUUCAGCACUACUCAUCCGUGGAUUUGAAACCCUUCUCAUGUCUUUGUUAAUUGGGUUCCUUUAUUAUGGCCAUGGAAAAAGCAAUCUGUCUAUUCAGGACUUAUCAGCUCUUCUGUUUAUGAUAGGAGCUUUGAUUCCUUACAUUGUGAUUCUUGAAAGUAUCACAAAAUGUCAUUCUGAAAGACCGGUGCUUUAUCAAGAAUUUGAAGAUGGAUUAUAUUCAGUUACUUCCUAUGUCUCGGCUAAGAUUUUAGGAGAACUUCCUGAACAAUGCUUCGUUGUCAUCGUUUAUGGGAUUCCCAUUUACUGGCUGGCAAACCUCAUCCCUGAUCCAGAACAUUUCUUUCUGAACUUGUUGCUCAUUAUGCUUCUGACUUACUGCGCCCGGAUCAUGGCCAUGUGGAUAUCUGCAUUGCUGCCAACAUUGCAAAUCUCAGCUUUUGUUGGCAAUGCAUUGUAUACAACAUUCUUUCUGAGUGGAGGUUUCUUGAUAAGCUUGGAAAACCUAUGGAUAGUUCCAUUGUGGCUUUCUAAAGUCAGUUUUGUCAGAUGGAGUUUUGAAGGAUUAAUGCAAAUUCAAUUGAAAGGAGUGACUUACCCUAUGACGUCUGGAAAUGUGACUUACCCAAUUUCUGGAUCACUUGUACUCCAAACAAUGGGCUUAGAUUCGUAUCCCCUCUACGCAAUUUAUCUCAUCUUGUUUGGGAUGACCACGGGCUUCUUGGUUUUGUAUUAUUUAUCACUGCGGUUCAUCAAGCAGAAAUCAAAUCAAGACUGGUAGAAGCAUUGCAGGAAGGAGAAGGACAACGGGAGAAUGAAGGAAGAGAUAUGAAACGUCAGAUCUAACUCUCAGCACGAAAGCAGCACUUUAAAAUGUUUCAUAAAUACAAUCCAUUUUUAUAGAUGCAUUAAUAGGAAGAGGUAAAUUGUGUGAU